Molecule: messenger RNA, 4441 nt
Organism: Gallus gallus (chicken)
Lineage: Eukaryota; Metazoa; Chordata; Aves; Galliformes; Phasianidae
Gene: DPP9
Product: dipeptidyl peptidase 9
Exons: 23
Coding region: 453-3164 (903 amino acids)
Biological process (GO): proteolysis
Molecular function (GO): serine-type peptidase activity; dipeptidyl-peptidase activity
Source: RefSeq, a predicted model, not a curated record
ACUUCCGGCGCCGGGUGAAAGGCCGCACAGGGCAGGCCGCUGCCCCAUCCCGUUUGCCCCCCCCCUCCCUGCUCCCCACCCCGCUUCCGGGGCUGCCUGGUGUCCGCGGCAUGGAGUGGGAGUGACGGAGUUGCCGCCUUUCCCCCCCCCUCCCCGCCCCGCAGAAGAGCCGCCACCAUUCCCCCCGCCCGCUGAGGGGGGAGGUCGCCGUGUCCUGGGUUUCCUGUCCUGCCAAGCUUGCUGAGUAGUUAAUGCAGAAGAUAAAGAGGGUUCGUCUGGAAAACGAGACUGCAGGAAGUUGGAGAAGGUGUGACAGUUACAUCUCAGAACCAGUUCUCUGCUCAGAAUGCAGGUGACCAUCCCCAGUGACAAGUGACAUUUGAGAAAUACCUGAUUUGAAAGUGUACAUCUUGGGGCUGCGGAGUUUUUUGUCUAGUUCUGAAGAAGAGACAAUGACUGCAGUGGACACGCUAUCAGACAGCUCUGAAGUGGUCGAGAUGGAGGAUGUGCCUUCCGAAUUCCAGGUGCAAAAGCAUUCUUGGGAUGGGCUGCGUGACAUUAUUCACAGCAGCAGGAAGUAUUCGGGCAUGAUAGUGAACAAAGCUCCCCAUGAUUUCCAGUUUGUCCGGAAAACUGAAGAGUCCAGCCCUCACUCUCACCGUCUUUAUUACCUUGGAAUGCCAUAUGGUAGCAGGGAAAAUUCCCUUCUUUACUCAGAGAUUCCCAAAAAGGUACGGAAGGAGGCCUUAUUGCUCUUAUCAUGGAAACAGAUGCUGGAUCACUUUCAGGCAACCCCUCAUCAUGGGAUGUAUUCUAGAGAAGAAGAACUGUUAAGAGAGCGCAAGAGACUUGGUGUCUUUGGUAUAACAUCUUACGAUUUCCACAGUGAAAGUGGCCUGUUCCUCUUCCAGGCUAGCAACAGCCUCUUUCAUUGCCGAGAUGGGGGCAAGAAUGGUUUCAUGGUGUCUCCAAUGAAGCCUCUGGAGAUCAAGACUCAAUGUACAGGGCCACGAAUGGAUCCCAAGAUUUGCCCUGCAGACCCUGCCUUCUUUUCAUUCAUUAAUAACAACGAUUUGUGGGUAGCAAAUAUAGAGACAGGAGAGGAGAAGCGAAUGACAUAUUGCCAUAAAGGCUUAUCCAAUGUUCUUGAUGACCCUAAGUCUGCUGGUGUAGCCACUUUUGUCAUUCAGGAGGAAUUUGAUCGGUUCACAGGCUAUUGGUGGUGUCCCACGUCUUCCACAGAAGGUCCAGAGAAUUUAAAAACACUGCGAAUCUUGUAUGAGGAAGUGGAUGAGUCAGAAGUGGAGAUAAUUCAUGUUCCUUCACCUGCUCUGGAGGAGAGAAAAACAGAUUCCUAUCGGUACCCCAGGACAGGCAGCAAAAACCCCAAGAUUACGUUAAAACUGGCAGAAUUUAAAGCAGACAGCAAGGGUAAGAUCGUGUGUGCUCAAGAUAAGGAGCUGGUGCAACCAUUUGCUGCAUUAUUCCCGACUGUGGAGUACAUUGCCCGUGCUGGAUGGACUCGAGAUGGCAAAUAUGCUUGGGCUAUGUUCCUAGACAGACCUCAGCAGCGGCUGCAGCUUAUCCUUUUGCCUCCAGCGCUCUUUAUUCCAGUCCCAGAAAAUGAGGAGCAGCGUGCUGAAUUUGCCAAAAUUGUGCCAGAAAAUGUUCAACCAUUUGUUAUCUAUGAAGAAAUCACCGAUGUGUGGAUAAAUGUUCAUGAUAUCUUCUAUCCUUUCAUCCAACCGGAAGGAGAGGAGGAAGAACUCUGCUUUAUCCGAGCCAAUGAAUGCAAAACAGGUUUCUGUCACCUGUACAGAGUCACAGUGGUCCUAAAGCAAGGCAGCUAUGACUGGGUACAGCCGUACGUCCACAGCGAGGAUGAUUUCAAAUGUCUUAUCAAAGAGGAGGUUGCCCUGACAGGUGGAGAAUGGGAGGUGCUGGCAAGGCAUGGAUCUAAGGGCUCUACCUGUUUACCUGGCCAAUGGGGUUGGAUAUUGCUUCCCUGUACUGUCUGCAGUUCUCUUCAAACUAUGUUAGCUAGAAAGAGCACUUGGGCUUCAGCAUUUGGAAACUGUAAGAUCUGGGUCAAUGAGGCUACAAAGCUGGUGUAUUUCCAAGGCACAAAGGACACCCCGUUGGAGCACCAUCUGUAUGUAGUCAGCUACGAGUCUCCUGGAGAAAUUGUGCGACUUACCAUACCAGGCUUCUCUCACAGCUGUUCUAUGAGCCAGAAUUUUGACAUGUUCAUCAGCCACUACAGCAGUGUGAGCACUCCACCCUGUGUGCAUGUCUACAAGCUCAGUGGCUCCGAUGAUGAUCCGCUACAUAAGCAACCCAAGUUUUGGGCUAGCAUGAUGGAGGCAGCCAGUUGUCCCCCAGAUUACGUUCCACCUGAGAUCUUUCACUUCCGUACUCAGUCAGAUGUUGAGCUCUACGGAAUGGUAUACAAACCUCAUGAUGUCCAGCCUGGGAAGAAGCAUCCCACAGUGCUCUUUGUUUAUGGAGGCCCUCAGGUGCAGCUGGUGAAUAAUUCCUUUAAAGGAAUCAAAUACUUAAGGCUAAACACGCUAGCAUCCCUAGGUUAUGCUGUGGUAGUGAUUGACGGAAGGGGUUCAUGCCAGCGAGGACUCAGAUUUGAAGGGGCCCUGAAAAACCAAAUGGGUCAGGUGGAGAUAGAGGACCAGGUGGAAGGUUUAUAUUAUGUAGCAGAAAAAUACGGGUUUAUCGACUUGAGUCGAGUAGCCAUACAUGGCUGGUCAUACGGGGGUUUUCUCUCCCUCAUGGGUCUCAUCUGUAAGCCCAAUGUCUUCAAGAUUGCUAUAGCAGGUGCUCCUGUCACAGUUUGGAUGGCAUAUGACACCGGGUAUACUGAGCGGUACAUGGAUAUCCCAGAAAACAACCAGCAAGGUUAUGAGGCUGGCUCUGUGGCAUUACACGUAGAAAAGCUUCCCAAUGAGCCAAAUCGUUUGCUGAUCCUCCAUGGCUUUUUGGAUGAAAAUGUGCACUUUUUUCACACAAACUUCCUGGUAUCACAGUUAAUCCGGGCUGGAAAACCUUACCAGCUUCAGAUCUACCCCAACGAGAGACACAGUAUUCGGUGCCCCGAGUCAGGAGAGCACUAUGAAAUCACACUGCUGCACUUUCUACAAGAAUACCUCUGAGAGCACAUGCCUCUGCAAACUGGAUGCUGACAGCUCAAUUCGCCCCUCCUGUGCCCAGCCACUACCACCUCCCUUGACAGCCAUCUAACCCAGAGCACAAAUGGCUGAGUGCCCAUGUCAGGGUGUCUUGCCCUGAAUAAGGGAGGAGGGUGGAAGGUGCUUUCCCUUUGGACAGUGCUACCUUCUUUCACUUUCCAGGCUGGAGGUCUGCCUCUGCUCAGCUGCUCAUCCUAUUUCUCUCUUCCAGCCUGGCUGUUAAUGUGUGGGAUUUUUUUUUUUUUUUUUUUUUGCUGCUACCCUCUCUAUCCUGGGGAUUGAUGGACAGUGGUUUGUCUCCUAAGGCUGAGGUUUGCUUCCAUCUCUCUCUGUCCCCUGUCCUUUUCCCUUCUGCUGCACCUCUGCAGUUCCUGUACUCUUACCUGCAAGAACUCGGUGCCUGUGUUGGAAAUAGAAGAGCUGAAUAAGCAAGCUGCCUUAAGCCAGGAGUGGGAGGGAAGAGAGAAGAACAUAUUGUUUAAAGCCCUGGGGGAGCUGAUUGCUGGUGCUGUGUCCUGGCCCCACUGCAGCUGUGUGGAACCCUGGUAUGUGAAGAGCUCUACAGAAGCAUGCAACACUAGUCAUUUCUAUUUCUCAGUUUUAUUUUGCAGAGCAGAUGGAGGAAGUGGCUGAGGUUGGUAACGAUGCCCUCUCAUGCCUUUCUCUAAUGGCCGCUCACAACCAGAGUUGUGCCAAAAGGUAGCACGGCAGCUGAAGCAGCUGGCUACAACCAGAGAUCAUCUCUCUGGAGAUAAUAGCAGCUUUUUUUUUUUUUGCAACACAAGAUGGAUAAUAUUUAUGCAAAUCCUUCCUCCCUCCAUUCUUUAUGCUGCCUCCUGAUCCCACCUUCUCCUUCCCUGAAACCUUGAGCUUUCAGAUUGUGCACUGAAAUUGGCUGUGCUUCAGUUCUCUGCAGGUCAGUGACUGUUCCCCUUGCCCAUCUACUCAGCGUAUGCUUUCUUUUGGUUUUUAUUUUCCUGGUCAACAGGAACUGCAGUUCUGGGGAGGGGGGACUGAGUAAUUGCACCUCAGGGGAGCACGUAACCCCCGCCCCCUUCAAGCCAAGGGUUCUGCCAGGGACAGAAAGAGACGAAGAAAAAAACAACACCCAAAUGAACCACAUUGACUUGCCCUGGAGUAUUUUAAGUGCGUAUUAUGAAAAGAAAAUAUUUUUAUGGAUUCUUAUUCUUUUAUAAUUAUGAGUGUAAGAUGUAGCAACUCAUUAAAAUAUUGGAAAGAGA